Messenger RNA from Hydatigera taeniaeformis, 579 nucleotides. The record is from the annotation of a GenBank genome assembly. NCBI's taxonomy places the organism in Eukaryota, Metazoa, Platyhelminthes, Cestoda, Cyclophyllidea, Taeniidae.
AUGUGCGCAGAUCAUCGUCGGAAAUGGGACCGGGCCUACUUCGAGAAGUUGGCAGAUCAAAGAUCAACUGAAGAACUGGAGGCUCUUCGCAACGCUCGCACCGAAAAAGAAACUGUUAAGCGCCAGCCUCUUAAGGCCCGUGAAUACACUAUUGAUCUUGAAUCUAACCUUAACAAGUCUCAAGUCAUUGCUAAAACCGGACCCGGCAGCUCCCAGGCUGGAUAUUACUGUGAAGUCUGUGAUUGUGUAGUUAAAGACUCCAUUAAUUACCUGGACCACAUAAAUGGUAAAAAGCAUCAAAGAAACCUUGGAAUGUCAAUGCGUAUUAAACGUUCGACCUUGGAAGAAGUAAAAGGUCGUUUUUCUAUGCACAAAAAGGCUCAGGAGCAGAAAGCACAAGAGUACAGCCUUGAUGAGAGAAUGAAACAGAUUGCAGAGGAAGAGGAAAAAGUAAAGGCCUAUAGAAGGGAGAGACGAAAAGAGAAGAAAAGGAAAGCCGAGGAUCCUGAUUUGUUGGACGAGGAUGUGGCCGCCACCAUGGGAUUUGGUGGUUUCGGUUCUUCUAAGAAGGCUCGUUAA